Staurois parvus is the source of this 347-nucleotide messenger RNA. NCBI's taxonomy places the organism in Eukaryota, Metazoa, Chordata, Amphibia, Anura, Ranidae. The record is from the annotation of a GenBank genome assembly.
GUGAGCUGUGAUUGGUCACAGCUUGUCACAUGGUACAAGGCUGUUGUGAAUAGCCUUGUUCCAUGUGACCUCUGUGAUCAUUCACAGAUUUCACAUGUAGUAAGCAAUGAUGUCAGAAGUGACAUCUUGCUUUCUACUCUUCAUGUGAUCACUGAUUGGCCAUUCAGUGAUCACAUGAUCCAGACCUCGCACAGAGGUCCCACUAGAUGCUGGACAGCAGUCAAGGCACAGUAGUAGACUGAACCAUGCUUUGCUAAACACAAAAAAGGACAAAUCUGGUUUAGGUAGAGUGUCUACUGUCUGAUGUCUCCUUUUAGAUUGAUUGACAACUAUGUAGUGCAAGGUCC